AUGGCGAGCUCUUCACAGGCAGAUUCUCCUUCACUAGCCCGCCUAGGGUCGCAGUUGAACUGGGGGUUGUACGAACAGUUCCUCGUGAUUGAAUUAAAUCCCACAGAAGGUGCCAUUUCCGCUCUCACGCUGGACGCAAAGCUUCGCGCCUCCACGUCUGGGUCGCCCUCUUCCUCUCCUGGCGCAGCGCGCGCGCUGGCGGAUCGCCUGUGUGCAUUUCCUCCUGAGAAACUGUCUGCGGCGGAGACCGACGCUGUAGAGCAGAGUCUCCCUUCGCUGCGCGACUGUUCGCCCUACCAAAAACUGCGGGCAGCCCGCGAGUUCCUGCUCACCGAGGCGCAGUACAAGGACAGCGCCCUAGCCGAAGGAGACAAAGAAAAAUGGAAACCUAUCAUCGACUUCUUCGGCAGCCUGUACGCGCUGAGCAGCAACUUCCUCCUGGCGCCAGCGCGGAAGCGCCGCGGCGCGCGUCGCGCUGUGCAAGUUCCUCAGGCUCCUUUUGCGCACGGGUCGGCGGAGGCGAAGCGGGAGAACGGCCGAGACUCGCCGGCGCCUUCGUCGCAGCAGUCGCCUGUGCCGUCGCCAGCCCCGUCGCCCUUCUCCGCGCUGUCAGCCGGGCCUCCGGCGGGAUCGCCCGCUUCCGCUUCGCCGCGGCGCGCGGAGGAGAGCGACACCCGCACCAAGAGCGAAAACGCACUCGCGCGCGUGGAAAAGGUGAAGCGUAAAACAGACGUAGAUUUGAAGAGGGUCAGGGAGUUCUACGCCGCGCUCCAAACCGCCGGCAGGGCCGCAGCGAGCAAGGGCUACGAGCCUCUGGGAGAGAUUCUAGAAAAAAUUCGCGUCUUCUGCGACGACUUACAGAACCGCGUAGACAAGCUGAUUUACCCCUGCCAACUGCGCUUUGCGCUUGUCCUGCUUGAGUGCCCUUUUUUCGAAGAAGACGGCAACCUUGCCGCCCUCGUUGAACUCGCGCGGACUAUCAGCAUGCUCAGUGACGCGGCGAAAGACACUCUGGUCAACUGGUACGAGAAGAUUCCGGCGGCUUAUGUCCGUGCUCACGUCGUGAACGUGCAGCAACUCAUCACGCUUCGUCUUCUCUCUUUCCCCGACAUCAACACGCUGCGGGACGCGUUCGCGGCGCCACUGCGCCACGCGCUGCACACGCUGCAUAUCUUUUACGUCGCGACAAACCGCCGGCAGGAGCGCCAGCGGCGCGCGCUCUGUGCAGCGGCCGUGUCUCCGGCUGAGGUGGAGCCCACGGCCCUCGCGGUCGCGGAGGUUCGUGGCGCGCUUGACGGCGGCGGCGACGAGGAGCGGCUGACAUCGACAGGCUCAGCCGGAGGCGGCAAGAAGCGAGCGCCGAGAGUGGAGUAUCCCACGGAGAAGCGCACGCGGAAGGAUGGAAGCGGCGAGGCGGAAGAAGGCGACGCAGAGAGGGAAGAGAGCGACGCGGAAGACGGCGACGGAGAGAGCGACGCGGAAGACGGCGACGAGGCGCCGCUCGGCUACGAGGAGUUUCAGAACGACGCAGUCAAUACGCAGCAGCAGCUUCUGAGGUACGAGUUCGCGCAGUGGCUGGAUUGGCGAGGGCGGGCUGCCAGCGCCUCUGCCUCGCCCACCUCUCUCUCCCCUGAGGAGGCGCGCCACGACCGCGACGCGCAGUCUGGCGAGGAGCUGCAGGACGACAGACGCAGGCCGCGGGAGAGCGAGGACGAGCCCUCCGAGGAGAAAGAGGCCUCGAAGCCGGAAGACGCGCGCGCGGAGGCGGUCGUGGCGACGCCAGCCUCUGCAGACUCCGCCGCCGCGGGUGCGGCGUCUUCUGCGUCGUCUUCGCAGCGCAGCGGGAAGACAACGAGUUCAACUGCGCUGUCUCUGCACUUGUACCUGCCCUCGCGGGAGACCUACGCGCAGGAGACCGACUUUGCGCUUCUACAGCAUCCGUUCGUCGUGGACGCCGCGAACAAGUCUGCCGCACUCAAGCGACAAGCGGCGGUGCAGCAGCUCAACCAGGCGCGACGCGUGGAGAUGGACGCGAUCUUUAGCCUCUUCACGGGGCAGGGCGCCGUCGACAGUAACCCCUUCCUCGACAUCGUCGUGCGCAGAGAGCAUAUCGUGCAGGACACUCUCCUCGAGAUUGACCGACGAAGCCGCAUUCCGAAUGCGCUCAAGAAGGCGCUCCGCGUCCGCUUCGCUGGCGAGGACGGAGUCGACGAGGGCGGAGUGAAAAAGGAGUUUUUUCAGCUGCUCGUCCAGGAGCUUUUUAGCCCAGGCUACGACAUGUUUCUCCACUGCGAAGACAGCCACCUGUGUUGGUUCAACCCUGUCUCGACAGAGGAGAUGUCGAACUUUCGACUGAUUGGCGUGAUCUUUGGCCUGGCAAUCUACAACGGCGUGCUUCUCGGCAUCAGUUUCCCGUCCGUCAUCUUCCGCAAGCUGCUCGGGUGGACGGCGUCUUCGCUGGAGGACUUGGAAGAGCUGCAUCCUUCCAUCGCGAGAAGUCUGCGCGUGCUGCUAGGCGCCUCCGCAGAGACUGUGGAGGCGAUGGCGCUGACCUUCUCCGUCGAACUGGAUUGCUACGGCGACCGCGUCGAACUCCCACUCGGCGAGCACGCAGUCACCGACGAAGUCACGAUCGAAAACAGAGAAGAGUAUGUGCGCCUGUACGUUGACCACGUGUUGAACAAGUCGAUCGAGGCGCAGUAUCGCGCCUUCCAUCAGGGCUUCCACAGCUGCGUACAUGAGGCGACGAUUUCGCUGUUUCGGCCUGAGGAGCUCCAGCGCGUGAUCCUCGGCAGCGAGGAGGAACUGGACUUUGAAAAACUGAGAACGGCCACGUCCUACCAAGACGGGUACACAGCGGAGUCGCAGACUGUUCAGGACUUCUGGGCUGUCGCGGACGCGCUCGACAGCGCCCAGAAGAAGAAGCUCCUCAUGUUUGUCACAGGCUCGGACCGCGUGCCGAUUAAGGGACUGUCGAGUCUCAGGUUCGUCAUUGGACGGAAUGGAUCUGACACCGAUCGACUUCCGACGGCGCAUACGUGCUUCAAUUACCUUCUGCUUCCCGACUACCAAAACCGCGAGAAGCUGCAAAAGCUGCUGCAGAUUGCCAUCGAAAACUGUCAGGGAUUCGGCCUCAGGUAG
Molecule: messenger RNA, 3141 nt
Organism: Besnoitia besnoiti
Lineage: Eukaryota; Apicomplexa; Conoidasida; Eucoccidiorida; Sarcocystidae
Product: putative E3 ubiquitin-protein ligase
Exons: 14
Coding region: 1-3141 (1046 amino acids)
Biological process (GO): protein polyubiquitination
Molecular function (GO): ubiquitin protein ligase activity
Source: RefSeq, a predicted model, not a curated record